AUGCGGCGCAAGGCUUGCGCGGCGCCCCCCCGCCCGAAGAGGAGGCGGACGGGCGGGCGGGGGUCGCGGGAGGCGGGGGGCUCGCCGCGCUUCGUGGUGCAGGAGACGGAGGAAGCGGCGCUGCUGCUGGUGCCGGCGGAGGGCCCGGCGGGGCGGCGGGGGGCGCGCAGGAAGCGGGGCGGCGGGGCCGAGCCGGGGGCCGCGGGGUCCCCGGGGGGCGACUGGGGCUCCCGCCUCCCGGCCGAGCUGCUGGUCCGCGUCUUCGCGCUGGCGGCGGCCUCCGAGGGGGGCGCGGUGCCCUUCCUGUGCCGGGCGGCCCGCGUGUGCCGGCUGUGGUGCCGAGCGUCGGCGGCGCCGGUGCUGUGGCAGCGGGUGGCGGUGGGGCACUGCUGGGCGGCCCCGGGGCAGAAGUGGGUCCCCGCGCAGCAGCAGAAGGCCCUGGGCACCCUGGAGUGGCUGGCGGCCCACAGGUUCUCCCUCCUGCGCGACUUCACGCUCAGCCACUGGAAGAGCCUCGUCCCGUCAGUGCUGCAGGCUCUGGCCGCUUCCA
Molecule: messenger RNA, 550 nt
Organism: Pseudonaja textilis
Lineage: Eukaryota; Metazoa; Chordata; Lepidosauria; Squamata; Elapidae
Source: RefSeq, a predicted model, not a curated record